AUGGAGAUGAAGUGCGCGUCAAAUGUUAAUAGAGAUGUCCCCAUGUGUUCUACUAGCGCAGUUAAUAUUUUACACUCACACCAGAGUUUCUGUGGCUUUGUGCAACAGCCUGUUUUUGUGAGUGGAUGGCUGUAUGUGAAUGAACAUGGACAAAUGUGUGGUCCAAAUAUUAAGGAGCAAUUAUAUGAGGGGCUAACUACAGGUUUCUUGCCAUUUGAGCUUCCUGUGUAUCCUGUAAUCAAUGGCACAAUAAUGAACCCCGUGCUAUUGAAUUAUUUCUUGUCAGAUGUCGAGAGGAGAAUGUUUUUGGCUUUAUGA
Molecule: messenger RNA, 318 nt
Organism: Vicia faba (fava bean)
Lineage: Eukaryota; Viridiplantae; Streptophyta; Magnoliopsida; Fabales; Fabaceae
Source: the annotation of a GenBank genome assembly